Messenger RNA from Rhinichthys klamathensis goyatoka, 1201 nucleotides. It is a transcript of the gene bdkrb1, whose product is annotated as bradykinin receptor B1. The coding region runs from base 96 to 1175 and encodes 359 amino acids. The transcript has 2 exons. NCBI's taxonomy places the organism in Eukaryota, Metazoa, Chordata, Actinopteri, Cypriniformes, Leuciscidae. Gene Ontology annotation, molecular function: bradykinin receptor activity. Gene Ontology annotation, biological process: immune response; neutrophil chemotaxis; G protein-coupled receptor signaling pathway. The record is from RefSeq and is a predicted model, not a curated record. Gene Ontology annotation, cellular component: membrane.
CAUUCCUUCAACGAGAACAAGAAGAUCGGGAGGAUAAAGUGAGGAAUAUCAGUCCACCGGAAGAACUCGCAAAGAAAACUACUCCUGCUGUAAAGAUGCAGCCGGAAAAGCUCGUGUCGAUGGCGACACUUCAGCCUCCAAAUGCAUCCGUCACUCCAUCAUAUAUGGAUUCUUUCAACUCAACAGAGUGGCAGCUAGUCUACUCCAUUAUUCCACCGUACAUCUUCACCGUGUGCUUGACGGGAAUUCUGGGAAAUUCUUUCGUAUUGCUAGUGUUCUUGCUCCAGGGAAGCCGAUGGUCCGUCCCUGAGAUCUACCUCGGUAAUCUGGCGCUGGCUGACCUUAUUCUGCUAGUCUGUCUGCCUUUUUGGGCCAUGAACAUCCUUAACUAUUUCAUGUGGUCUUAUGGGGAGGUCAUGUGCAAAGUGGUCAACCUCUCCAUCGUCGUCAACAUGUACAGCAGCAUCUACAUGCUGGUCAUGGUGAACGUGGACCGCUACCUUGCGCUCGUCUUGACCAUGAAGGCUCGAUGGCUGCGGCGGAAACGCUACGCUAAGCUCAUUUGUGUUGUUCUUUGGCUGUUUGGUGUGGGAAUGGGUUUCCCGACUGCCUGGAUGCGAAAACUGGAAGACAUUCCGGCUCACCGAGCCGUCGAAUGCAUCCUGGAUUAUCCCAGCAAAAGUUGGAGAGUAGCUCACUAUAUGCAGCUAAACCUGGUGGGCUUUGCUCUGCCGUUCCUGAUCAUCACAUUCUGCUGUUGCAACAUCGUCCGAGCCUUGAAGCGAAGGAGAGACAAGGUGAAUUGUGAAGACAGAAACGACAGGAAGGCUACAAUCCUGGUGUGCGCCGUCACCCUGUUCUUCCUCGUCUGCUGGGGUCCGUUUCACUUCGUAGCUUUCAUUGAUCUACUCUGUGAUCUGAAAGUUUUGGAUGAGGAUAUGUGGAACCACUUUCUCAAUAUUGGACACCAGUUUUCCGUAUACUUGGCGUUCUCAAACAGCUGCCUGAAUCCGGCGCUCUAUGUUUGCUCUGGAAACUAUUUCAAGAGGAAAGUCAGCAGCAUCUAUAACAGAAGAAAACACUCCUCGGAAGUGACUACUCAACAGCGGACGGUUUUAACAUCUACGACAACUGCCAAUCAAAUCAAGCCUGUUGUGUUAUACGAGAAAGACUAGAUCGGGAUUUUUACAACACAGCCAUG